ACCACGUGCGGCAGCAACUGGGGCGGGAAAGUGGACGCUGGGGGCGCUGCCGAGUCAGAAUCCGCCUUGUCGGCUGCACCCGUGGGGGAGGAAGUGGAUUUCAGGCUUCCCGUAGACUGGAAAAAUCUGCUCAAAACCGCUUGUCCCGCAGGUGCUGGGCCGGGGGCAGCGCGGCCGCCCGACACAGGCUUCCGGCGAGACAUCGCAGGCCAGGGAGUGGCAGGCCCCGGGCAAGGCCGAGCCGGGAGCGCGAGCCCGCGACCGCAGUUCCCUGGCGUCUGCGGGCGCGAGCACGCCGCGACCCUGCCGUGCGCCGGGGCGGAGGGCGGGGCCUCGCCUGCACAAAUGGGACUGAGGGGGCGUGGCGGCUGCAGUUUCGCGCCAAUCUUGGUCUGGCUUCCAAAAGGCGCGAGUGAGCUCGGUGGGGUUUACUGGUGCCGUCAUGGUUCGUACGCUAAACUGCAUCGUCGCUGUGUCCCAGAACAUGGGCAUUGGCAAGAACGGGGACCUGCCCUGGCCCCCACUCAGGAAUGAAUUCAAGUAUUUCCAAAAAAUGACCACAACCUCUUCAGUUGAAGGUAAACAGAAUCUGGUGAUUAUGGGUAGGAAAACCUGGUUCUCCAUUCCUGAGAAGAAUCGACCUUUAAAGGACAGAAUUAAUGUAGUUCUUAGUAGAGAACUCAAGGAACCUCCACAAGGAGCUCAUUUUGUUGCUAAAAGUCUGGAUGAUGCCUUAAAACUUACUGAGCAACCACAGUUAGCAAAUAAAGUAGACAUGGUUUGGAUAGUGGGAGGCAGUUCUGUUUAUAAGGAAGCCAUGAAUCAACCAGGCCAUCUUAAACUGUUUGUGACAAGAAUCAUGCAGGACUUUGAAAGCGACACAUUUUUUCCAGAAAUUGAUUUGAAGAAAUAUAAACUUCUCUCAGAAUACCCAGGUGUUCUUUCUGAUGUCCAGGAAGAGAAAGGCAUUAAGUACAAAUUUGAAGUAUAUGAAAAGAAUGAUUAAUAUCUUCAGUGUUUUCUGAUUUAUUUCAAGUUGUUCCCCCUCCUUCUAAAAAAAUUAUACAUUUUUACAUUAGAAGAAAAGACUUACUGACUUUAGACCUAGGGAUAAUUAUUUCUAAGCAUGUUUUUAUUCCCCAUUAGUCUUAAUUACACUAUAUCAAAUACCAUUUGUGAAACAUUUCUCACUAUAACUACUUCAGUGCCUCUCCCCUGCAGCCAGGACUGAGUCCCCACCACCUGCUACACUGAGGUGCCAUUCCACACCCAUCACAUGUGGCAUUCUUGCCAGUCCUUGCCAUUGUCAGACUUGUAAAAUAUUAGCAGUAUUAAUUAAAGAUGAAGAUGCACUAA
Molecule: messenger RNA, 1356 nt
Organism: Lemur catta (Ring-tailed lemur)
Lineage: Eukaryota; Metazoa; Chordata; Mammalia; Primates; Lemuridae
Gene: DHFR
Product: dihydrofolate reductase
Exons: 6
Coding region: 443-1006 (187 amino acids)
Biological process (GO): folic acid metabolic process; glycine biosynthetic process; dihydrofolate metabolic process
Cellular component (GO): mitochondrion
Molecular function (GO): dihydrofolate reductase activity; NADP binding
Source: RefSeq, a predicted model, not a curated record